Chenopodium quinoa (quinoa) is the source of this 3045-nucleotide messenger RNA. Its product is annotated as pre-mRNA-processing factor 39-like. Gene Ontology annotation, molecular function: protein binding. The record is from RefSeq and is a predicted model, not a curated record. Lineage: Eukaryota; Viridiplantae; Streptophyta; Magnoliopsida; Caryophyllales; Amaranthaceae. Gene Ontology annotation, cellular component: U1 snRNP; U2-type prespliceosome; commitment complex. Bases 218 to 2665 code for a protein of 815 amino acids. The transcript has 14 exons. Gene Ontology annotation, biological process: RNA processing; mRNA 5'-splice site recognition.
UUAGUUUUGGAACUUUAGUCAGAUAAAACCUAAAGUACUACAUUGAGCAGCCGUUCGCAAUUCGCACAGAAAAUACAGAACCGCUUUCGUUUUCUCUUCAAUUGUGUUCUGGAAUCUACAUACUCUCAAUUCUCCAUUGAAGCGGCUUCCGAGCUUUCUCUCCUCCAUUGAAACAGCUUCUGAGUAUAACUUAAGUUGCUUUAUCCUAAUAUCAAGCAUGGGUGACAGUGAAGCAGUUGUUGCUCAACCACCUACUGUUAUGAGUGAUACGUCGAAUAUGUAUCCUUCUAGUGAUCCUAUGGAUGUUAAGUUAAGUGCUCCUGAGGAUGCUGCUAUCCCUGUGAGCGCUGAAGAUUUAGCGGAGGCAAAUGCUAAUUCAGAUGCUAUGAAUUCAGAUAUUGAUCCAACUUCGAAGCCUUCUAUUGGAGAAGAUGUGAACCCGGCUUCUGUAGCAGGUGAAAGCACUUCCAUGGAACCAAACCAGGCGGCUGUUUAUGAUGCAAGUGCUAAUGGGGUGGUUGAUGGUCUUUCAAAUGGAAAUGCAACUGGCUUGCAUGAGGUGCAAGCAACAACAGUUGAACAACAGUUUGAGGAUGGUUCAGCUUUAUCUGCUGAAGAAGAACGUUUAUGGAGCAUAGUCAAAACCAAUUCUUUAGAUUUCAAUGUAUGGACGUCACUAAUUGAAGAAACAGAAAGGGUGGCACAGGACAAUAUCUUAAAAAUUAGAAAAGUGUAUGAUGCUUUUCUCGCAGAGUUUCCCUUGUGUUAUGGUUAUUGGAAGAAGUAUGCUGAUCAUGAAGCGCGAUUUGGAGAUAUUAACAAAGUCGUGGAGGUGUAUGAACGAGCCGUUCAAGGGGUGACAUAUUCUGUUGAUAUCUGGCUGCAUUAUUGUGUGUUCACAAUUACCACAUAUGGAGACCCUGACACUGUUAGAAGGCUGUUUGAGCGAGCAUUGGCGUAUGUUGGAACUGAUUACCUAUCUUACCCUCUUUGGGAUAAGUAUAUUGAAUAUGAAUAUACACAGCAGCAAUGGGCACAUCUUGCAUCAAUAUAUACGAGGAUAUUGGAGAAUCCCAAUCAACAGUUAGAUCGCUAUUUAACAAGUUUCAAGGAGUUAGCUGGCAGCCGGCCUCUGGCAGAGCUUAGAACUACUGAAGAAGCAGCAGCAGCAGCUGCUGCUGCUGCCAUUACUGCCAGUUCAGAUACUGAUGUUCAAGAAUCUGACAAGGAUGGUAAUCCUGAUACAAUGGAAGAAUCUUCUAAACCUGUAAGUUCUGGAUUAACAGAAGCUGAAGAAUUGGAGAAGUAUAUCGCAAUUAGAGAAGAGAUAUAUAAGAAAGCUAAGGAGGCCGAUUCUAAGAUCAUUGGUUUUGAAACAGCUAUUAGAAGGCCGUACUUUCAUGUACGGCCCUUGAAUGAUGCAGAACUAGAAAACUGGCAUAACUAUCUGGAUUUCAUUGAAGUAGAAGGGGACGUCAACAAGAUCUUCAAGCUAUAUGAAAGAUGCCUUGUAGCAUGUGCUAAUUAUCCCGAGUUUUGGAUACGAUACAUUAUGUUUAUGGAAGGAAGUGGAAGCAUUGAUCUUGCUGAUAAUGCACUUGCUCGUGCUACCCAAGUUUUUGUGAAGAGGCAACCUGAGAUUCACCUUUUUGCUGCUCGCAUUAAAGAGCAACGUGGUGAUGUUCCUGGAGCUCGUGGUGCCUAUCAUCUUGUCCACACUGAGAUCUCUCCUGGGCUUUUGGAGGCCACCAUUGAACAUGCAAACAUGGAGCGGAGGCUGGGAAAUAUGGAAGACGCUUUCUCAUUAUAUGAACAAGCUAUUGCCAUUGAGAAAGGAAAAGAACAUUCUCAGUCCUUACCAAUGUUGUUUGCCCAGUAUUCUCGGUUUGUUUAUCUGGUUUAUGGAAAUGCUGAAAAAGCUCGAGAUAUUCUUGUUGGAGCUCUUGAUCAUGUCCAAUUGUCAAAGCCACUUUUGGAGGCAUUAAUACAUUUGGAAUCUAUCCAGUCACUCCCAAAACAAAUUGAUUAUAUGGAUUCUUUGGUUGAUAAGUACCUGGCUCCAGUGCCUGAUAGUUCUGAUGCUGCCAGUAUACUUGAAAGAGAAGAAUUAUCAAGCAUAUAUAUGGAGUUUCUGGAUCUAUUUGGGGAUGUACAAUCCUUAAAGAAGGCUAAAGAUCGGCAUGCUAAACUGUUCUUGCGCCACAGAAGACCAUCAGAGUCGAGAAAGCGUAGUGCUGAUGAUUUUUUAACUUCAGACAAAGCAAAACUUGCAAAAUCAUACUCUGGUGUUCCCUCAACGGCCCCAGCAACAUAUUCAGCUGCUCAAACUCAAUGGGCAGCAGGUUAUGGAACACAAGCUCAACCAUGGCCACAAGCUGCUCAGACUGCAGGACAACCAUAUAACUCCACCUAUCCCCAACAGGCUGCAUAUAGUGGAUACUACGGUAACAGCUACGCCCCUCAACCAGUCCCUGCAUCAGCACCUCAAACUGCUGCAUAUGGUGCCUACCCAUCAACUUAUCCAGCACAGCAGGCUUACCCUCAACAACCAUAUGUGGCACCAGUGGCACCAGUAGCUGCAGCCCCAGCCCCAGCCCCAGCCCCAGCCCCAGCCCCAGCUCAAUCUGGUGCUGUUCCUCAAGCAUAUUAUGGUACUUACUAUUGAGAUGGUCAGGUUAAUUCUGUCGUGAUUUGUAUGUCCGGCUGCUUUAUCGUCCCACUGGUUUCAGCAUAUUUGGCUGCGAGGAACCAUUUUUCUGUUGCUCUCACCGCUGGUGACACAUGGGAGAAGAUGUUCUUUUUGGGAGGGUAGGAUUAGGAUAUCUUGUGAAUGAUGUCAAAUUUUACAAUUUACAGAGUACAAGAGUGUAGAAAGAACAUAUGCCAGUUCCUUGGUUUUUUUGGGUAUUCUCAGCAUUUUCUAGGCUAGGAUGAUUAGGUUAGCAAAAAGCACGACAGAACAGUAUGUGACUAUCGCUUGUAUUGUUUUUAUUUUUGUUUCUAAUGCCUAUACUAAUUGCCAAAUUGAUAAUCUGUUAGUGUUAA